AUGAGGCUGAAACCUGGAUGUUUUCUGCAGUUUCUGUAUUUAGAUAAAAUAUACUGUUUAUUAUCAGUGAGAAAUGCUAGAGCACUUGCAGAAUAUUUCCAACUCCUAGAUGUUCAUAAUAAGAAUACUUUGAAUAACCUGCAGCUUUAUCACUUUCUCCGUUAUGUGACUGACCUGACGAAGAAGCAGAUCAUGCUGGUGUUUGACUUGCUAGACUGGAAUGCCACAGGGGAGAUUGGCUUUGAUGAGUUCUACAUGCUGGUGUGCAUCCUGAUAUCUCAUGAGAAUCACCUGGAAAAGCAGUUCAUUUAUCAACACUCUGGGCCUGUGUUUGAGCUGCUGGAUAUGGAUGGAAGACACACAGUUGGCCCUAGGGAGUUCCAAGCCACUAGGUUCCUCUUUAACAUCAAGAAGCACGAGCUUGAGAAGAUAUUCAAGGACUUUGAUGUCUCUGGAGAUGAGCAACUGAACUACAAGGAGUUCAAAAUGUUUACAAUCUUCUGCAUUGAUAGACAACAGAAAAAGAAGGAGAAAAAGAAGAAGAGGUGGAAUGAAGCGAUUCCAGAAUCAUCUGGGCCAGACCUCACCAAGAUCAGCAUGCAACAACUACACUAGUAAAAGAACACUAUUUGAUCCAACCAUCUCUUUCCCAGGCCCCAGGCGCAGGGGGUUUUGGGUUAGCUUAAAACACCAACUUUUAAGAAACCUAUAACUCAAAUAAUGGUCCAAAUAAUUAUAGCUGUAUAAUUUUGUCCCCAGAUCCCAUCUCAGAUACCGCAUGCAAGUGCAUAAUCAGGUCUGAUGUCAUCCCAUGUGGAAUAGCUGAUGCAGCUUGUACUUCAGGCGCAUUCCUCAUAUUUCACCCCAAGCCAGUUGCUGAUAUUCAUGUCAACCCUCCCUGCCAUACCGCAUUGCUCAAGUAUUUUAGGAUAGCAAACCUGCCCCACCCUCCAUCUACAUUACAUCUUGCUUGAGACAGAGCAGUCCUCCCCAUACAACCAUUUUAUCACCUUUGAAGAGACAGAUGAAAUAAAGUUUAGCAUAAAACCCAGCUGGCUCAUCCCUUCUGAUACUGGAUUCAUUCAUAUUUGUCAGCUUUUCCCCCCUAUGCUGUUUUCUGUCCAGAUUAAAAUGUCUCCAUUAAA
Messenger RNA from Chelonia mydas (Green sea turtle), 1145 nucleotides. RefSeq names its product EF-hand calcium binding domain 9 (gene EFCAB9). Gene Ontology annotation, cellular component: sperm principal piece; cytoplasm. Gene Ontology annotation, biological process: flagellated sperm motility. The record is from RefSeq and is a predicted model, not a curated record. The coding region runs from base 1 to 615 and encodes 204 amino acids. Gene Ontology annotation, molecular function: calcium ion sensor activity. The transcript has 4 exons. Lineage: Eukaryota; Metazoa; Chordata; Testudines; Cheloniidae.